AUGGGAAAGGACUCGAAGGCAAAAGACGCUGGAGCGAAGGGAAAAGGUAAGGGAAAGCAGGCAGGCGGUGGAAGUGAUGAAAACGGUUCUAAGGGGAAAGGAAAAUCUGGAAAGGCUUCAGAUGGGCUCGGCACUUGCACUUAUGUCAAAGCAAGGCAUAUACUAUGUGAGAAGCAAGGCAAGAUCAAUGAGGCAUACCAGAAGUUGCAGGAUGGUUGGUUAAGCAAUGGUGACAAGGUUCCUCCAGCUGAGUUUGCUAAGUUGGCUUCCGAGUACUCAGAGUGCCCAUCAGGGAAGAAAGGCGGAGACCUUGGAUGGUUCCCUCGAGGAAAGAUGGCUGGUCCCUUUCAAGAUGUGGCAUUUAGCACUCAAAUUGGAGCUUCAAGUGCACCAUUCAAGUCAACACAUGGGUAUCACAUAAUCUUCCUGAAGUCCAGCCGAAGGCAAGGAGUGGACAGACGGUGGGUCGGGGCAGGUGCUGUUAUACCGCAGAAGGCUUUGCCAUGCCAUGUUAAUUCUCUCCUGGAUAGCAGGGGGGACUAUCAAUUGUACUUCCCAUACUUAUACCUUCAUGAAUAG
Messenger RNA from Dovyalis caffra, 579 nucleotides. NCBI's taxonomy places the organism in Eukaryota, Viridiplantae, Streptophyta, Magnoliopsida, Malpighiales, Salicaceae. The record is from the annotation of a GenBank genome assembly.